Molecule: messenger RNA, 1410 nt
Organism: Spodoptera exigua (beet armyworm)
Lineage: Eukaryota; Metazoa; Arthropoda; Insecta; Lepidoptera; Noctuidae
Source: the annotation of a GenBank genome assembly
AUGUCUCCCUUUGUGAUAGUCUUCUGCGUUUGUUUGGCGGCGUGUGCGCAGGCAGCGUCAGUGUCAAUGUUUGACCUCGAAGCCGCCGAGGAACAUUUCGAACGCUUCAUCCAAGACUUCAAUAAACAAUACACUAGCGAGGAAGAGAAGCAAACUAGGUUUACAGUUUUCAAAGAAAACUUGAAAAGAGCAAAUACUUUUAAUGCGCAAAGCGAACAUGCUAGUUUUGGAGCCGUCGAGGGCCAGUAUGCUAUCAAAUAUGGUAAGCUACAAGAAUUUUCUGAACAGCAAACAGUAGAUUGUGAUGAGGAUUCAAUGGGCUGUGGGGGUGGUCUAAUGACAUCUGCAUUCAGUUCCAUGAUUGAAGAGGGUGGUUUGGAGUCAGAAUCCGACUACCCUUAUAUUGCAAAAUCACAGUCUUGCCAAUUCCAAGCUAGCAAGGUAGCUGUCGAACUAACUGGAUGUAUUAACUACAAUCUCAAGUCACAGGAAAAGCUUAAGCAACUAGUUGCCACCAUUGGACCAAUAUCUAUUGCUGUGAAAGGAGCACCCUUCCUUACGUAUAAAGGUGGUAUAAUAUCUGAUGAUGCGUGCAACGAAGGCGACGUUAACCAUGCUAUUCUUCUAGUAGGAUAUGGAACAGUCUUCUGCGUUUGUUUGGCGGCGUGUGCGCAGGCAGCGUCAGUGCCAAUGUUUGACCUCGAAGACGCCGAGGAACAUUUUGAGCGCUUCAUCCAAGACUACAACAAACAAUACACAAGCGAGGAAGAGAAGCAAGCCAGGUUUGCAAUUUUCAGAGAAAACUUGAAAAAGGCAAACACUUUAAAUGCGCAAAGCGAACAUACUAGGUUUGGGGCCGUUGAGGGCCAGUAUGCCAUCAAAAAUGGUCAACUACUAGAAUUUUCUGAACAACAAACAGUUGAUUGUGAUAAAGGAUCCGGCGGGUGUGGAGGUGGUCUUAUGACUUCUGCGUUCAGUUCCAUGAUCGAAUUAGGUGGCCUGGAGUCAGAAACUGACUAUCCUUAUGUGGGUCAAGCCCAGUCUUGCCAAUUCCAAGCUAGCAAGGCAGCUGUCAGACUAACUGGCUGCAACAACUACAAUAUCCAGUCCCAGGAAAGGCUUAAGGAACUAGUUGCCACCGUUGGACCAAUAUCUAUUGCUGUCAAGUCUGCAGGCUUCCACUUGUAUACUGGGGGUGUGAUGAACGACCAAGAUUGCAAUACUGGAGAGGUUAACCAUGCUAUUCUUCUAGUGGGUUAUGGAACAGAAAACGGAAUGCCAUACUGGCUGGCCAAGAACUCGUGGGAUACAGUUUUUGGUGAAAAUGGCUACAUCAAGUUUCCGCGUGGAGAUAAUUACAACUCGUGUGGAGUGAUGAAUCAGGCUAUGGCGUCUCCAAUAAUAGCAUAA